Messenger RNA from Monomorium pharaonis (pharaoh ant), 1956 nucleotides. RefSeq names its product alpha-L-fucosidase. The transcript is spliced from 7 exons. Bases 269 to 1684 code for a protein of 471 amino acids. Gene Ontology annotation, molecular function: alpha-L-fucosidase activity. Gene Ontology annotation, cellular component: lysosome. Gene Ontology annotation, biological process: glycoside catabolic process; fucose metabolic process. Lineage: Eukaryota; Metazoa; Arthropoda; Insecta; Hymenoptera; Formicidae. The record is from RefSeq and is a predicted model, not a curated record.
CUCUCAAGUCUCAGGUUCCUCUCUGGUGCUCUCUAGUAUAAUUCUAUUCUUGUUGCUCAGCAUUGCUCAAAUGCUCAGUGAAUGUCGAAGAAAGAUAGAGCACGCUCACAACUCCAAGAGCAGCCAAAAGCGUGCUGUCCGAACCCAACCAUUAUCAGAUAAUAAUUAUAUAGAUCUAUAAAUAAACACAAUAAGUUUCAAUGCAACUGAUAGGAAUAAAAGACUCAUCCAACAACCAACACUUUCAUUACAAGUUUCCUGGAGUAGGAUGACGUUUGUACAUAUUUUGUGUGCUGUACUGAUUCUCUGUGUGUUGGUAGAGGCAUAUGUUAAUGUGAUAACAAAAAGAGAUGAGGAUAACGUGCCAUUUUCAACCACAGAGCAAAAAUAUGUUCCAACUUGGCCUAGUCUAGACAGUCGAUCACUUCCAUCCUGGUAUGACACGGCAAAGUUUGGAAUCUUUAUUCAUUGGGGUGUAUUCAGCGUGCCUAGUUUUAGCUCUGAAUGGUUUUGGAAUCAUUGGAAAGAGGAAAGUAAAAGCACAAAAUUUUCCGAUUUUAUGAGACAAAGGUAUCCUCCAAAUUUUACAUAUCAAGAUUUUGCACGAGAUUUCACUGCUGAAUUCUUUAAUGCUUCCGACUGGGCAGAGUUGUUUCAAGCGUCAGGUGCAAAGUAUAUUGUAUUAACAAGCAAGCAUCAUGAGGGAUACACAUUGUGGCCAUCAACGUUUUCAUUCAGUUGGAAUUCUAUGGACGUGGGACCUCAAAAGGAUCUUGUUGGUGAACUUGCAAAAGCUAUUCGAAAUACAACACAAAUAAAGUUUGGCUUAUAUCAUUCCUUAUUUGAAUGGUAUAAUCCUCUUUAUAUAUCAGACAAAAGGAACAAUUUUACAACAGAUAGAUUUGUGAUUCAGAAGGUAAUACCAGAGUUACGUGAAUUGAUAGAAACAUACAAGCCAGAUAUAGUUUGGUCGGAUGGAGAUGGAGAAGCAACUGAUACUUAUUGGAAAUCAAAGGAAUUUUUAGCCUGGCUAUACAAUGAAAGUCCAGUGAAAGACACAGUGGUAGUGAAUGAUAGAUGGGGUAUUAAUAUCUCAUGUCAUCAUGGUGGAUUUUUUACAUGCGCUGAUCGUUUUAAUCCUGGUGUACUUCUCCCACACAAAUGGGAAAAUUGUAUGACUAUUGACAAAAAAUCUUGGGGAUAUCGUCGAAACGCUGUUUUAUCAGAAUAUUAUACAUUGGCUGGAUUAGUGAAGGAGUUAAUAAUUACUGUAAGCUGUGGUGGAAAUUUAUUGAUGAACGUUGGACCAACAAAAGAUGGCAUUAUUACGCCAAUAUAUGAAGAGAGAUUACGAGGAAUAGGCGCUUGGUUAGCAAUUAAUGGCGAAGCUAUUUAUGAUACUAAGCCUUGGAUAGUACAAAAUGAUACCUUAACAGGAAGUGUCUGGUAUACAUUAAAUAAAACUAAAAAACAGUUGUAUGCUUCAAUUUUAGAAUGGCCAGAUGAUAAUAUUUUGUUAUUAGGAUCACCUAAACUUUCGAACAAUUCUCAGAUACAUUUACUUGGUUAUUCAUCAGUAAUUUCUUGGAAACAAUUCGCUAAUAAGCUGGAAAUAAAUUUACCUGCAAAUGCACACAGAGGUCAACCAGCUUGGGUAUUAAAAAUUAGAAAAAAUAUUAAUUGAAAUAUAACACACAGUAUUACUUUUAUAUGUACAAAUAUAGAUUUCUAAUAAUAUUAAUUAUUAUCUAAUAAUAUUACUUAAUACAUCUGCAUAUGUAAAAUAUAUAUGUACUAAAAGUAUGUUUUAUCUUGUAAUUUAGAGGAAAGUUUAGAAAUAUAGUUAAAGAAAAUACUUUAUUAUAAAAAAAAAAAAUGUAGAAAUACAUUGAAAUGCGCUAAUAUGUCAUCAUAACAAUUCAUAGAACGUCUAAAAAUAUAUUUAUUUACCAGCGA